UACUCCAUGUCUGAUUCCAACAUAACUGACUUCACCAACCCCUCCACCUUCAUCCUGCUGGGCAUUCCUGGACUGGAGAUAGACCACGUCUGGAUCUCCAUCCCCUUCUGCACCAUGUACGCCAUAGCCAUCUUGGGGAACUUCACCAUCCUGGUCACUGUGAAGAUGGAGCAGAGCCUUCAUGGGCCCAUGUACUAUUUCCUCUGCAUGCUGGCUGUCAGCGACCUGGUCCUGUCUACAUCCACCCUGCCCAAAAUGCUGAGCAUCUUCUGGUUCAAUUCCAGGGACAUCGAUUUCAAUGCCUGCCUCACCCAGAUGUACUUCAUUCAUAGCUUCUUAGUGAUGGACUCUGGGAUCCUCGUGGCCAUGGCUUUGGAUCGCUACGUGGCCAUCUGCCAUCCCCUGAGACAUUCCACCAUCCUGACAAACUUUGUGGUGGGCAAGAUUGGCCUGGCCGUGGUGCUGCGUGGUGGCAUGCUCGUACUGCCCUAUCCCUUUCUGACAAGGCAGUGGCCAUAUUGCAGAACCAACAUCAUCCCCCACACACAGUGCGAGCACAUGGCUGUGGUGAAGCUGGCCUGUGCCAACACCCACAUCAGUAAUUACUACAGCCUCUCUGUGGCAUUCUUGGUGACCGGUCUGGAUGUGUUUUUUAUUGCUGUGUCGUAUAUCCAGAUUCUCAGGGCCAUCUUCAGCCUCCCCACAAAGGACACCCGGCUCAAGACUUUUGGGACCUGCGGCUCCCACCUAUUUGUCAUUUUAACCUCUUACAUCCCAGUUGUCUUCUCCUUCCUCAUGCACCGGUUUGGUAACAAUGUGGCGGUACAUUUCCAUGUUCUCAUGGCCAACGCGUACCUUCUAAUGCCCCCCAUGCUGCACCCCAUCAUCUACGGGGUGAGGACCAAACAGAUCCGGGACAGGUUGCUCCGGCUACUUACUCCUAAAGGAACCUAA
Chelonia mydas (Green sea turtle) is the source of this 954-nucleotide messenger RNA. RefSeq names its product olfactory receptor 52K2-like. Lineage: Eukaryota; Metazoa; Chordata; Testudines; Cheloniidae. The record is from RefSeq and is a predicted model, not a curated record. Gene Ontology annotation, biological process: G protein-coupled receptor signaling pathway. Gene Ontology annotation, cellular component: membrane. Bases 7 to 954 code for a protein of 315 amino acids. Gene Ontology annotation, molecular function: G protein-coupled receptor activity; olfactory receptor activity. The transcript has a single exon.